GCUAGCCGCAACGCAAAACAAAAUCACAAAAUGCUGUCAGUGGCGCGAUGACAUCGUUGUUGUGUGCACGCAAGUCUCACUCCGAUCUGUGUUGUUAAGUUUCGAUUCGUUUUGACGUUUCAGUGCUAGUUGUUUUUUAUGAUUUGUAUUUGUUGUGAAACCACAAGGAUAUUUCUCGUUUUGGAUACGUUCUCAAGAACUUUGAUGCACCCCCGUAACAGUGCCCCGUCAACCUAACCCCGCAACGAAAACCAAUACCACAACCACGAAACUCUAAACUCUCCGAACCCGCGCGAAAUAAUGCAGAACGCGAUGCCGGAAAUCCUGCGCGCCGCGACGCCCUCAGCCAAAACCGCCGAGGCGGCGCCCUCUAGCGGCGAGGUCGCGAAGAAGCUGCGGUUCGCCCACGUGCCGCGCGCUGUCGAACGCCGUGUGCCGCGCGUCUCCUCGGACAGAGACGCGGGGGCAACGAGCGGGGGCGGGGGUGGGGCGGUGGGGGUGGGCGGCGAAGGGCGGCUACGCAGCUCGCACGUCGCCGACAAGUACGAGCUGCUCGAGCAGGUCGAGGGCAGCUCGCUCUACCGGUGCGUCGACGUCAACACCAAGGAGGAGCUGGUCUGCAAGAUAGCCAGUCAUAAACACGAAACACGUGACCACUCGCUAGUCUCCGCCCACUACAAGCUGGACUUCCAUCCGCGCGUCUCGUCGCUGCACGAGGUGCUCGCCAGGCACCGCUACCUCUACCUGGUGUUCCCGAAGGCGCACGGCGAUCUCCAUUCGUACGUGCGGCAAAGGAAGCGCCUGCGCGAAUCGGAGGCCCGUCGGCUGUUCAAGCAGUGCGCCGAAGCGGUGCAGGUCUGUCACGAGAACGGGAUCGUGCUGCGGGAUUUGAAGCUCAGGAAGUUCGUCUUCGUCGACCAAGAGAGGUAA
Phaedon cochleariae (mustard beetle) is the source of this 930-nucleotide messenger RNA. NCBI's taxonomy places the organism in Eukaryota, Metazoa, Arthropoda, Insecta, Coleoptera, Chrysomelidae. The record is from the annotation of a GenBank genome assembly.